Molecule: messenger RNA, 4112 nt
Organism: Pygocentrus nattereri (red-bellied piranha)
Lineage: Eukaryota; Metazoa; Chordata; Actinopteri; Characiformes; Serrasalmidae
Product: rho GTPase-activating protein 6
Exons: 12
Coding region: 139-2991 (950 amino acids)
Biological process (GO): signal transduction
Source: RefSeq, a predicted model, not a curated record
CUCCUCUCCUCUUCCACUUUUCUCCUCAGUCCAGAACCGAGCGGCAGAGCGAUGCAGGCUACCGAGCGUCUGUCUUCCCCAAUGGAGAGUUUUGCCACAUUUUUUCCCUGUUCUUGACGCAGAGCACAUCUUUGAGCCAUGUCGUCCUCACAUGGACUCCUGACCACCGCCUUCUCCUCUUGCUCCUCUCCCGUUUCCAAGGGCAUCUCUAAACGACGGCUGCGGGCCACCAGGAGCCUGGACCCGGCUAUAAUCAGGCACUACGGCACGGACGAGCCUUCAGCGCCCGAUCCGGAGGAGUUCCGAGCCUCCAGCCGCGAGGACGUGGCCAAGACGUCCAAAGCAAGAGGCUCCAUCCAUCCGCCACCUUCACCCUCAAGCCCAUCGACCCCUGUGGAGACCUCCACGUGGUCCCACUUCCAGUUUGAGGAGGACGGGAGGGGAGUGAGGAGAAGCGCAGGUUGGGAAGGGCCACUGGUGGCCCGGAGCCCCAGCGUCAGCCCCACGGGCAACUUCUUCUCGCCAAGGAAGUGGCUCCAGAAGAAGGUGCAGCAUACCACUUGCCACGCUUACGUCGUGUGGAAAUCUGAGGGUGACUUUACCUGGAAUAGCCUGUCUGGGCGGAGUGUGCGGCUCAAGCCGGUGGCCAUCCAGAGCCUGUCAGAACUGGAGAGAGUAAGGCUACAGGAGGUUGCUUACAACCGGCUACACCAGGACUAUGACCUGGGCUGCCAGAUCACCAUACCCAAAGAUGGCCAGAAGAGGAAGAAGUCACUGCGGAGGAAAUUGGACUCCUUAGCCAAAGAGAAGAACAAAGACAAAGACAAUGCACCCCAGGCCUUUGGCAUCUCCCUGUCGCAAGUGAUUGCCAAUGACCGGACGCACAGGCAGCGUCAGGAGGGUCAGCGUCUAGAUCCCAUCCCUCGAGAGGAGCACAAAGACUCCAGUGACCUCGUCUCCUCCAUCUUGCAGUUUGCCACUAAGCGGCCCACCAAGGAGCUCUCCAGCAGCAACUCGUCCCUCAGCUCCACUUCAGAGACUGCUAAUGAGUCCACCUCGCCCAACACACCAGAAGCAGCACCCCGCGCUCGCAGGAGGGGUGGCAUGUCAGUGGACUCCAUCACCGACUUGGACGAUAACCAGUCUCGUCUGCUGGAGGCCCUGCAGCUGUCCCUGCCGGCCGAAACACCCAGCAAGAAGGAAAAGCACCGGGAUAAGAGGCUGAGUCUGAACCCCAUCUACAGGCAGGUGCCACGGGUGGUGGACAGCUGCUGCCAACACCUUGAGAAGUAUGGUAUGUGUGAUAGAAAAUCUGCAAUUGUUCAUGAAGCAGUGGGCUGUAAAACACGGGCAAAUAAACUUCUCAGCACGCGAGUAAUGUGGUUAACUGAAAUCAGGUACAGAUGGUUGAAUUGUGCUUUCUUUCAUGUAGGUCUGCAAACAGUAGGGAUCUUCAGAGUGGGCAGCUCGAAGAAGAGAGUGAGGCAGCUGCGGGAGGAGUUUGAUCGGGGUGUGGACGUGCAGCUGGAUGAGGAGCACAGUGUCCAUGACGUGGCUGCAUUGCUGAAGGAAUUCCUGAGGGACAUGCCUGACCCACUGCUCACUAAGGAGCUCUACACUGCCUUCAUCAACACCAUGUUGAUGGAGCCUGAAGACCAGCAGAUAGCCACACAGCUGCUAGUGUACCUGUUGCCGCCCUGUAACAGUGACACCCUUCAUCGGCUGCUAGAGUUUCUGCACACAGUGGCUCAGCAUGCCCACGAUGGAUAUGACAAAGAUGGACAAGAGGUAACAGGCAACAAGAUGACUUCCAUAAACUUAGCCACCAUUUUCGGGCCAAACUUGCUGCACAAACAGAAGAGCUCAGAUAAAGAGUUCAGCGUUCAAAGCUCCGCUCGGGCUGAGGAAUCCACCGCUGUCAUCGCCGUGGUGCAGCGGAUGAUCGCCACAUUUGAGGAUCUCUUCAUGGUGUCUCCUGAUCUGCAAAAUGAGGUGCUAAUGAGCUUGCUGGAGACCGAUCCUGAUGUGGUAGACUACCUAUUACGACGGAAGGCAUCACAGAGCCCAGAUUUGUUGAAUUCAGAGACCACUUUCUCUCUGAGUGAACGGAGAUCAUCCAGUGAUUCCAACAAGGUGUCAAGUGGUGAGUUGUCUCCCUAUGACAAUAACUCCCCUGUGAUGUCUGAGAGAAGGGGAGGCGAUGGAGUCAGCACCAGUGGUAGCGGUGCUGGAGGAGCCCUUAGCACUGAGCGACUCUUCCGCGUCCCGGAACAGUACACCCUGGUAGGCCAAGUCACAGGCCGCACCAGGGACACCGUCUCAAGCCCCUGGUCCCCAACAAAGGAUAUUUCAGACGAGCAUGCCAACAUCUGGGGUGCAUGGCACUCAACGCUGAAGCCAGGGCUGAAAGAACAAACUUGUACAGGUUCCUGUGGCAACAUGUCCGAGGGUAGCUCCCGCAGCUUACAAGAGGGGAUUGACAGUCACCAAAGCGACCCCAAGCAGCUCGUGCGGACACAGCCCUCUUUGGGUGGGACAGACAGUCGGCAGCACGCUGCAGUGAAUCGCGUGUGCAGCAGCCCUCAGUCCAGCCAGCAACAUCUCCGUCUGAAUCUCAACCCCGAUGGCCAGUCGGCAUCCAGCAGCUCGGAGGACCUCCCAGUUGGGAGCAGCCACAGCACUCCUAGUCCCACCAUUUUCCCUAAACCAGCCAAUAGGAAUGACGCGCGCCCCCCUCCACCCCCUUAUGGACACUUGAGGUCAGCCCCUUUAACAGUUUCGUCCAUUUCCCCAAAGUCUCAUGCACCGGUGGCCUCCGCUCAGCACUGCCCCCAACAGAGCGGGAAAGCCACUCAGAACUCGUCCUCGUCCCCAGGGGGCGCUCUGACUCCCCUGAGCCCAGAGUGGCAGGACUGGCAAAGAGAUAGGUGGCAAAUCUGGCAGCUCCUGUCUUCAGACAAUGCGGACACAUUGCCUGAGACGCUGGUCUGAGGAGUACUGUUGUGGACCCAAAAGGUAUCUCAGAGACACCUGGGAUUGACCAGCACAGUUUAUACAAAAAAGCCACUGGUUUAUGCCUGUGUACAGCAGAGUUUGUGGCUGUGUUCAAAUGCAAAAACAAUAGAGACAUAACCCAGCAGGUGGAACUGAGGAAAAUUCGAGGCAGCAAAAAUUACUAACCACCUGAAAGUCAGACCGUCGUGCUUGGGCCCUAUCCAUUCCAGUAAAAUGAAGCCCUCUGUCACCUUUCUUUGCUUAUUCUAACUCCAAAAGGCUAAUUUGUUUCGGUUUGAUGUUUAACUGUUUGACGUUUAGCUUCAUAAGUAACAGUGACUGAAGAUUGUUACUUUAAAAACACCAAAUCUCUCAACUUGCAUCAAGAAUAUAAGACAUCUGAGUAGAAGAGAGUGGGGUAUAUAAGGGCUCGUCUUAAUUUGGAUUGGAACUGGGCCACUGAUGUGGUGUUAUGUUCUCUAAAUCUGUCAAAUCCACUUCGGCUGUGGAUGGAAAGCUGCAGAGCAAAGAACAAAAAACAGGUACCUCAAAUGAGCGUAGCCGACACCGACGCAAACCUAAUGUUAAACUGUCAAAUGAUCAAAUUAUUGGUUCUUUUACAUGGACAAAUUGAGAAAUACAGUAUAUUCAUUCUUUUGUUUAACUGCUGUGUACGUCCGCUUUUAUUGUUUUUUAACUUUUUUUUAACAAUUCGUGCACUGAGUAAUAUGACAUGAGGUAGAACUUACCAUUACAGUAAAGAAUAGUAAUUAUAGUUUCUGUUCCCCUUGUAUAUACACCAUGAGAAUAUUGCCAAAAAGCUGCUAAAUCACAUGUACACAAGAUGACUUUAAAGCUUAAUGUAUAUUAUCUCAUCUUACCUCUAUCAUUUCAGUAAGUACACAAGGAUGUCAAACAGGACAUGCAGUGUCAGCCUUUAAGUGAUGAGAUUAAGGUAUGAGAGUGUGUCUGUAAUAUCUACAGUAGGGUUGCAAAGAGACUGCAGUCAUUUAGGCCAUGAAUUUAUGCCUUUAGCACUUAAAAAAAAAAAACUACAUUCACCCAGACUGAUUCGGUUUACAGCUAACUUGACUUUGACUCUCUGCCUCUAUGUGCCU